ACAACAAAAGACAGGAGAAAGCAGUUACGAGUUACCAGUCUCUACAGCCACAGCAGGCGCUGUGAUUCUCCAGCCAUUUCACUUCAACCCUGGAGGUGCACUCUAUUGUCUCUCAAGACAGACGGAUGCCCACAACAAAAUGUGAGAUUCAUGACUGGGAAUUCAGAAGGCUCUUGUGUUACCUUAACUGCAUUGUUUUUUCUUGCCAUUCCAGCUUCACCCUUUCUUAAGAAGCGUCCAGUUGUUUAACACCUCCAGGGGUGGACUCUAUUCAGAUGAGAAUGGGGAUCUGGCAGCAGAUUAUGAUAUUGUGAACUGGGUGCUGUUUCGUAAUAGGUCCCGUGGAAGAGUGAAAGUUGGGAGUGUAGAGAGACAGGCAUCUUCAGAUCUAAAACUCACCAUUAACACAGAAGCCAUUGUGUGGCCCUGGCAGUUUAAGCAGGUAGGGGAGAUGAAUGAAGUGUGCUCCCUCCCUGCUUUUCAUCUGUGAAGCUGAAAUCAUUUAUACUUUUUACAGGAUACUGAAACAGGAAAUUAUUCUUAUCCAAUUCCUGUAAACCCAGUCUAGAGUUCAUCUGUAAGCAUCCCCACAAUUCCUAUCCCAAACACUCCUUUCUUGAGUGAAUCAACCACACCACUUUGUGCUUCAAUGCCAGGUUCAAACAUGUCAUAACAGCAUGAAACAUUUGUCGCUCCAUUCAUCCAACAGCCCUUGUUUCACAUCUUUAAUGCAGAAUUCACGCAAUCUGAGCAGCAUCCACACUCAGCUUCAGAAAGUCACUAGAAACACUCUAGCUCAUGACCUGCAACAGGUGUGCCAAAAAAACCGUCCAUACAGUACAAUCCCUUCGGUUAACAAGUACUUCCUGUUCCAGAGUAGCAUGAGGCCUGUGAUCUUUCCUUGGCCCUCUGCUCUGAAAUUAUCAGAGCAGAAAAAUUAUAUAUAGCAGAAUAGUUUGUAAGCACAAAGAGUAUUUGCCAGCCAGUGUGGUGUAGUGGUUAAGAGCGGUAGUCUCGUAAUCUGUUGAACCGGGUUCGCGUCUCCGCUCCUCCACAUGCAGCUGCUGGGUGACCUUGGGCUAGUCACACUUCUCUGAAGUCUCUCAGCCCCACUCACCUCACAGAGUGUUUGUUGUGGGGGAGGAAGGGAAAGGAGAAUGUUAGCCGCUUUGAGACUCCUUCGGGUAGUGAUAAAGCGGGGUAUCAAAUCCAAACCCUUCUUCUUCUAAAAGUGGCUGUUUAUGGAAACCUCUUCCAAACCCCAUGAUUCAUUUCCACACCUCUAACACUUUCUUCUUGAUGCCUCUUCACCUUUGUUUAGAUUAUGCCUCAUGGCAGGUGUACCAAAAGCUGUCAACCUGGAUACGCCAAGGUGGUUCAAGAAGGGCAGCCCAUUUGCUGCUACGCUUGUGCUCUCUGUGCAGAAGGGACCAUCUCCACUCAGAAAGAUGCAAACCACUGCACCAAAUGUCCAGAAGAUCAACAUCCAAACAAUGAGCAAGAUCAAUGCAUCUCCAAGAUUAUCACCUUCCUUGCUCAUAAGGAACCUUUGGGGGUCACGCUUGGUUUCUUUGCCCUAUUCUUGUUCUUAACUACGUGCUUCAUUUUGGGGGUCUACAUAAAAUAUAUGGAAACUCCCAUAGUCAAAGCCAACAACAGAGACCUUUCCUACAUACUCCUUGUAUCUCUCAUGCUUUCAUUUUUGUCCUCUUUUCUGUUCAUUGGUCGGCCAAAGAAAGCAACCUGCCUCCUCCGACAAACAGCCUUCAGCAUCAUCUUCUCAGUUGCCGUCUCUUCUGUUUUGGCAAAAACCAUCACGGUGGUGCUAGCCUUCCUGGCUACAAAGCCAGGGAACAAGGUGAGAAGAUGGCUGGGGAAGAGUCUGGCCAACUCCAUUAUCAUUUCCUGUUCCAGUGUCCAGGUUCUCCUCUGCACCAUCUGGCUAGGGAUUUCUCCCCCAUUCCCAGACACUGAUAUGCACUCCCAACCUGCAGAGAUUAUCCUGCAAUGUAAUGUAGGGUCUUCUGCCAUGUUUUAUGGUGCCCUGGGCUACAUGGGCUUCCUGGCAGCCAUCUGCUUCACGGUGGCUUUCCUAGCCAGGAAUCUGCCAGCCGCCUUCAAUGAAGCCAAGCUGAUCACCUUCAGCAUGCUGGUCUUCUGCAGUGUUUGGGUGUCCUUUGUUCCCACCUACCUGAGCACCAAGGGGAAAUACAUGGUAGCCGUGCAGAUCUUCUCUAUGUUGGCCUCCAGUGCUGGGCUUCUGGGCUGCAUCUUCAUCCCAAAGUGCUACAUUAUUGUGCUGAGGCCUCACCUGAAUACAAAGGAACAUCUCACAAUGAAAACAAAGUGAGACGUUUGAGUCUAUUAUGUUCAAAUUACCUGCCCUGUUUAGUGAGCAAUCCACUUAUAUAGAUAUGCUACAACAUGAUCCUGAGCCUUUGAUUUGCCAUUAAAUUAUAAGGAAUUAGGUGAUAACCAACUCCGGAAAUCAACUUGUC
Podarcis raffonei (Aeolian wall lizard) is the source of this 2498-nucleotide messenger RNA. Its product is annotated as vomeronasal type-2 receptor 26-like. Lineage: Eukaryota; Metazoa; Chordata; Lepidosauria; Squamata; Lacertidae. The transcript is spliced from 2 exons. Gene Ontology annotation, molecular function: G protein-coupled receptor activity. Gene Ontology annotation, biological process: G protein-coupled receptor signaling pathway. Gene Ontology annotation, cellular component: membrane. The record is from RefSeq and is a predicted model, not a curated record. Bases 1325 to 2350 code for a protein of 341 amino acids.